AUGGGUUCGCUUCCCCGGGCCGGGCGGGCGCUGGAGGCGGAGCGGCCGGGCGGGGGCUGCGCUUGCGGCCGGCGGGGCUCGGGCGCGUGGCGGGCGGUGGCCGGCUUCUUCGCGCUCUCCCUGGCGCUGCACCUCCUGACGCUCGGCUGCUACCUGGAGCUGCGCUCCGAGCUGCGCCGCGAGCGGACGGCGCCCCACGACGGCUGGCAGAGCCCGGCCGGAGCCCCGCCGGAGCCCCCCGCCACCCUCCGGCCCGCCCGGGACCUCGCGCCCGCCGCCGGCCGGCCGCGCCCGCAGCAGCAGCAGCAGCAGCAGCAGCCGCCCCGCGUCCCCGGCCAGCCCGGCAGCGGCAGCCCCCGGCAGAUGGCCUGGCUGAAUAUCUUCUCCCCGGAGAAGAGUCCUCUCUUUAAAGAAGAAAGCCACCAUGUGCGCAGAAACAAAAGAAGCAAGAACAGCGAAGGAUCAGAAAGCACAAGUCCUAAAAAGAAGAAAGGCAAAAAAGCUGGCCCUCCAGGACCUGCUGGGCCCCAAGGCCCACCUGGACCACCUGGACCCCAAGGCCCCCCUGGCAUUCCAGGCAUCCCUGGCAUUCCAGGUACCACCGUGAUGGGACCUCCGGGACCCCCAGGACCUCCAGGCCCCCAGGGACCCCCUGGGUUGCAAGGCCCUACCGGCACAACAGAAAGAGCGGGACCCAGGGAUUCACAGCCAGCAGUGGUUCACCUCCAAGGCCAGGGUUCUGCUAUCCAAGUCAAGAAUGGUGGAGUUCUUAAUGACUGGUCUCGCAUAACAAUGAACCCGAAAGUGUUUAAGCUGCACACCCGGAGUGGCGAGCUGGAGGUACUGGCAGACGGCACGUACUUCGUCUAUAGUCAGGUAGAAGUAUAUUACAUAAACUUCACAGAUUUUGCCAGCUUCGAGGUGGUGGUGGAUGAACAGCCUUUCCUGCAAUGCACUCGGAGUAUUGAGACAGGGAAGACCAACUUCAACACCUGCUACACCGCUGGGGUUUGUCUCCUCAAAGCUCGGCAGAAGAUUGCUGUGAAAAUGGUCCACGCUGACAUCUCCAUCAACAUGAGCAGGCACACCACUUUCUUUGGGGCCAUUCGGCUAGGGGAUGGGCCCUCCUCUUAAGGACCUGAGCAGGGGGCAUGGGAGCAGCUUCCCCAACCCACCUGCCUGUUCAAAAGAUUGGGAAGAGUCAAAGAACUGAUGAGAUAUUUAUUUUUUUAUGUAACUACAGAAAGCAAGCCAGGUUCCCCUUGGUUCCAUUGGAGCAGCGCUUAACAAUGGAGCAGUGCUAGGGACGAGACUUUCCACCUGAGCUGCAUAUAUCACAUCAGAGGCAGGUCACUUCCUUCCCACAACUGGCACUGAUAAGAGUUACUAUGGCAAUAGAUGAUGGAAGGGAUGCAACUGAAUGCUCUCCCGGAAGAUGUAUGUUAACAGGAAACUUCUUCGUCUCCCUCUCCCCCCCCCCUCUAAUUUUUCAUACCAAAAAUACAUAGAAUGUGACCAGGACAUAUCCAAAUUCUGAUAUUAAUAAGUUUUGUUUAGAAGCUGGAACUAUUGAUGAGGGACUAUUUAUAAAGCUGGAAGUCCCCUUUGGCAAAAACACACUGCCCAGUUAAAAUAGUCAAUCUGUUUUCCCAAAGCUAAUGUUUUUGUUGUUACAGGUUUUUAGAACGGUUUCUUUCUGGAUUUGGGUUUCUAGUCUCUGUCUCUACCCUGAUAAGUUUGGUAGGUGGCGUUUCCCAAUGCAGUCGUGACGCUUUUCUUGAAGACCAAGAUUAGCAAGUGUGUGUGUGCAGGUCUCUCUUCAAACUUCCCUAUGGGCAUUUUCUUUUCUUAGGGAGCCGAGUCAGAGCAGUAAAACACAAUCUUGCCUUACACAGUGUGGACAAACAGCCUGUUUCCUAUUAAGAGAAGAGAAGCUCAGGGAAGACAAUUAGGCAUUUCUAGGAUUGAGUUCAGACUUGGGUGGAAUCUGGGAAGCAACUUUUUCCAUUGUGCACAGAUCAGUAUCAGCCAAGCUUUAAAGCGACUGCUCCCACCGGAUACUUUAACGCUGUGAAUUAUAAUUGCAAAGACAAGACGAUGGAGCAAUUCUGGCAAACUAUUAAGUCAGCUGGCAAGGGGGAUCAUUUAGGACUUAGAAAGGUGACGGGAGAAAGUUAAAAGGCAAGCAUUGUGAUGAUAUCAUCUGGUUCUUCCCAGCUCUCUGCCAGGGAGACAGGAGGAAAAAAAAAAAGUUACCAGUUUGUUUCGGCCAAACCUGUUCUCACUAAUGGCUAUCCCGAUGGAGUCGUUGGAGAAGCACAAAAGUGCCAGUAUGGUGCUUGGUUUUCACUGGCAACUGUAAAGUUGAAAUUCUCCUCUUGUGCUGUGCACAGAUGUCUUGAUCCUCCUGCUCUCGUUUAUUUGCAGCGGUGAAGCAAUGCUUCUGAAAAAGAUUUGUGUGUUAUCUGCAGGGUCCAGUUUAGCAAUGGUUUUUAAAGGAAGACUGCAGCAAUGCCAAUCCCAUCACUUCUGGGGAUGCAAGCUUGUUUUACUUGGGAAAUAGGGGCCCAAGACUGGAAGCCCCGAGAAAUGAUUAAGACGCCUCUGUUUCUGCCCUUCAGCCAGCAGCAUCAGGGUCAAGCCUCCAGGCCAGAGGUUCUGCUUGUCCAAUGGGACACUUACAGGUAGUCCCCGACCUACGACAAUGGAGCCCAAAAUUUGUGUUGAUCAGUGAAACAUUUGUGAAGUGAGUUUGGCCCCA
Messenger RNA from Pseudonaja textilis, 2761 nucleotides. Lineage: Eukaryota; Metazoa; Chordata; Lepidosauria; Squamata; Elapidae. The record is from RefSeq and is a predicted model, not a curated record.